Ustilaginoidea virens is the source of this 294-nucleotide messenger RNA. RefSeq lists its product as uncharacterized. The transcript has 2 exons. NCBI's taxonomy places the organism in Eukaryota, Fungi, Ascomycota, Sordariomycetes, Hypocreales, Clavicipitaceae. The coding region runs from base 1 to 294 and encodes 97 amino acids. The record is from RefSeq and is a predicted model, not a curated record.
AUGACCAGGUCCCUUUGCUGGGGUCGAUGGGCCGCUAAUGUCGUUCCUUUGUCGAACGAAUGGAACACGUCGUACUGCUCGACUAGCAUAAGCUUUUAUUCCCAGUCGGUCGGUCUGAAUGACGGCGUCUCGAUUUUUCCAGUUCUGGUUCUCCAAGCUACGGCGGCACCAGAGCACUCCGUUCCGCUGGUCAUGGGCAAGGCCGACACUCGAGAACAAGCUUAUGCUGAAACAUUUCCAUCCUCUUUGUUUCGGGCAUUCAACGGAGAAUUGCGCUGGCUCCAGGUGUUUUGA